CCACCGCCCAAGCUCGCGUGCAAAUGCAAGUUGUUUCUCAGUUGGAGUUACAUUUGCAAAAGGAACGUGAUCGUCUUCAAGCUAUGAUGCAUCAUUUAUAUUUAACUAAACAAUUUCUUUCACCAAAAAUGAAGGAAUUUAAGGACUCUAUUGAUCAGCAAUAUAAAUGUAUAUCUGCCCACGCUUCGUCAAGUAGUACAAAUUCCAAAGUUUCGCAAGAACUAUCUGCUUCAGUUUCUAAUCCGUUAUUAAAUUCUGGUAAUACAUCAACUUUAAGAAAACGUGUCAACGAUAAACCAUGUGUUUCUCUAUCUGGCGGUAUGUGUUUUGUGAACUUAUUACCAGAAUGA
This is a messenger RNA of Teleopsis dalmanni, 350 nucleotides long. Its product is annotated as forkhead box protein P2-like. The transcript has 2 exons. Gene Ontology annotation, biological process: regulation of transcription by RNA polymerase II. Gene Ontology annotation, molecular function: RNA polymerase II cis-regulatory region sequence-specific DNA binding; DNA-binding transcription factor activity, RNA polymerase II-specific. The coding region runs from base 24 to 350 and encodes 108 amino acids. The record is from RefSeq and is a predicted model, not a curated record. Gene Ontology annotation, cellular component: nucleus. NCBI's taxonomy places the organism in Eukaryota, Metazoa, Arthropoda, Insecta, Diptera, Diopsidae.